AUGGCGGGCGUGUUCAAGAACGUCUUCGGCUCCCAGCCCUCGGGCGCUGCCAACCCUGACGAUGACUUCGCCGACUUCGUUGAGGCCCCAAACCCGUCUCCUGCGUCGCUCGUCGCCGAUGCGCCCACUCUGGCGGCAUUCAGUACGCAGGGAACCGUCCCCUACACUAAGUGGUACCGGGUCUGGGAGCGCACCUCGCCCAGCGACUUCAUGCAGGAGGCGAUGAUCAUGCCCUUCAUCCUGGUGAUCGUCCUCUUCCAUUUCUGGGGUACGCGCAAGAACCGCCGCAAGGCGCGGGAUUGGGCCAAGGCUCAUAUCCCAGCCUUGCAGAAGGAGUUUGCUGUUGUGGGAUUUGACGGAAUCGAUCGCUCGGCCGCCGACGAGGGCGAGACCGUCACUGUGGAGUUGACGAACCCCGAGUCGAAGCUGAAGGAGAGGUCGGCGCACGAGUAUGCCGCAUAUGCCACCGGCCGCCAGAAUGUCGCCUUCCUGGAUGUCUCUCUCAAGAUGCCCAAGCGCUAUAACCCGGUCACCUAUUUGAUGGAGUAUGUCUUCAGCUUUUUCUUCGAGAGCUGGGAGGCCCCCGUCGAAAAGUAUGAGGCUCUGAUGUACGCCUUCGAUGGCAAGGAGAAGGAUUUGGUUCCCGUGUUUGCCAAAGAGACUCUCAAGGUGUCUAACUCCACCUAUGACGGCUUCAUCUGGGCCGUGGUUCACAAGAGCCAAAUGCGCAAGUUCCGUACCGACCGCUAUGAUGCUUCCAUCACGUUCUCCAAGGAUCACGCCAAGCUCCCUUCCUGGGUGACCGUGAUGAGCGAGAGCGCCGAGAUCACUGAGGCUUUGCUCACUCCCGAGCUCAUCAGGGCCAUUGAACAGGCCGGCAACGACUUUGAGUACCUGAUCAUCACCGACCAGCCCAUUGAUAAGCCCACCAAGAUCGACGAGACUGUUCCUAAGAAGCGUAUCCAACUCUCCGUCAACCUGUCUUCCGGCUACGAUUCUACCCUGCCCCUUUUCAAUCAGUUCCUGCGUUUCGCCGAUAAGCUCGUUUCUGUUGCCCACUGGCGUGGUGAGGUUAUGCGCAAGAUUCGCAGUGUCCGCGACGAGGAGAUCAAGAAGCUGCGCCGUAUCGAAGAGGAAGAGAAGGCCGAGGAGCGCAAGUUGGCCGCCGAGAAGAUCAAGAAGGAGGAGCGCGAGCGUUUGCUCCGUGGCAUGACUGCGGAGGAGCAGCGCAAGUUCCUUGAGCGCGAGAGCCAAAAGGACCAGCGCCGUUCGAUGAAGAAGUACUCUCGUAAGGGCUAG
Penicillium macrosclerotiorum is the source of this 1299-nucleotide messenger RNA. Its product is annotated as CCDC47 family protein. The transcript has 3 exons. Gene Ontology annotation, molecular function: calcium ion binding. The record is from RefSeq and is a predicted model, not a curated record. Gene Ontology annotation, cellular component: endoplasmic reticulum. Gene Ontology annotation, biological process: endoplasmic reticulum calcium ion homeostasis. Bases 1 to 1299 code for a protein of 432 amino acids. NCBI's taxonomy places the organism in Eukaryota, Fungi, Ascomycota, Eurotiomycetes, Eurotiales, Aspergillaceae.